AAUAUCUUUUUUUCAUAAAUAUCUUAAUUCGUACUAAAUUUUCACCUGAGAAGAAAUGUGUAAGAGGUAUAAGAAAUAAAAUUAAUAAUAUAAAGAAAUAAAAAUAACGAAAGAGAUAAAGUACAUUUUUAUAUUUUUAUAUAUUUAAUACUUUUAAUUGUUCAUAUGCAUUGUCAAAUUCUGUGUUUCUGUGAGAAAAAAUUAUAAUUGUUACAUAAACAAAUACCGUAAUUUUAGAAAAACCAAAUUACAGAGAAAACAUUAUUUUUUUACUUUAAAUUAAACUUUAUUACAAAAACUUUAUUGCUGAGAAUAAAAUGUCAAAGAAAAUGGGAGGUGGAUAUACUAAUUGAGAACAGAAUUACGCAGAUUAUUCGGAAGAAAGAUGAUCAAGGAAUUCUCAAUUAGACGAAAUUUGCGAGUGAUCGAUUGAGGUAGCGCGAAAGCGUUCGCCAAUCAACGCUUGGCGAUUACAAGGCGAAUAUGAGAGCCAAACCCCGCGAAAGAGAGGAAGAUGUUGCGACUAGUUUUUUCUUAUUCUCUUUCUCUUCUAUCUUUUUCGUAUCUCUUUAUCUAUCUCCUUCUCUUUUUUGGAAGUGAGUAAAUCAAUUAAAGCUGGCUGCUUUACGACCAGAUUGUAAUUGUAGAAUGUCUACAUCGAUUGGAGAUCACCUGGACUGCUUGCAUACGACGCAGAGUAAAUCCACGACUUCUCCCUCGGCCUGUCAUCUAUUUUUAAAAAUGCAAGACGUGUGCAAUAUUGUAUAUAUGGGCCAAUUUUUUCGCGCAUGCACAUCAAAUGCAGUUCAGUAAAGUGUUGUAAAAUGGGUUCAUUAGUUGCCCCAAAGUUUUGCAGAAUUUUAAUAUAUUUUAUACGCUUUAUGUUUCUUAAUUACUUCCUUUCCAUUUAGAGAGAUCUAUCUGCUAUUGAAAUAAAUUAGUAACAGAAAAUGUAAUAAUUAAUCUUAAUCUAUCCUUGUAUAUCGCCGAGCUACAUAACUAAAACUCGUGCCCAUUUCUUUUACGCUAUUGCACCAUAGUGCACUUGUCGCUUCACGGUCGCGCAUGCGCGAGAGAACCGGUCUCCCACUAAUAACAGUGGCGCGCGAACGUUCUCCAACGUUGGAUCGUUGCGCGAGCAACGUGAACGAUUGUUUGACGCAAGUACCGACCAGUAUUGACGACUAUCGCGCAAUUCGCGCGUCAAUCCGAUAAUCGCGCGUCGACAACAGACGGUUGAUUCGCCUCUGUCAUUCGUUUAUGUCUCUCGUCACACACCCCAUAUUGGCCGCCACGCAUCUCGUCAAAAUUCGGUCCCGCGUUGUCAAGUAUAUCUGCGCGACACUCGCGAUCCUGUCGCCCGUAACUCUUGCCCGGGACAUGGCCAUGAAUGGGCGUUAUCGCGGCAGGAAUAAUCAGGAGCUCGUGCAACAUCUACGACGGUCCAGGAUAAUUAAAUCUGACAAAGUAUUUGAAGUAAUGAGUUCUGUGGACAGAGGAAACUACACUGAUCCCAGCCAUGCUUACGUAGAUGCACCACAAGGGAUUGGUUACGGCGUCACCAUCAGUGCUCCUCACAUGCAUGCGUAUGCCCUGGAAUUGCUUGAAGAAAAAUUGCGUAAUGGCAAAAGAGCAUUGGACGUCGGUUCUGGAUCAGGAUACCUAACGGCAUGCAUGGCUCUUAUGAUGGAGGAUCCACAAGGAUUAGCCAUUGGCAUCGAACAUAUUCCGGAGCUUCGAACGAUGGCCGAGAAGAAUAUUCGACGUGACCACCCAGAACUUUUGAUCGAAGGACGCGUGGAAUUGGUUGUUGGUGAUGGAAGAUUGGGAUACUCCAGUCAUGGACCAUACGAUGCCAUUCACGUAGGAGCAGCUGCCGAGGAAACGCCGCAAUCGUUAAUAGAUCAAUUGGCACUUGGUGGACGCUUAGUUGUACCCAUCGGUCCAGAAAGUUCAGGUCAAACCUUAGUACAAAUUGACAAGACUCUAGAUGGUACAAUCAAAAAGCGAUCCUUGGUAGGCGUGGCAUUUGUUCCUCUCACCGACAAAGAGCGACAAUAUCGUCGUUCCUGAGGCACGUGUCAGCUCUAAUAAGAGCAUCGUUUUAUUUAUAUUUAUGGUUAUAUGUGUUAUUUUAUUAUUUUAAGGUGGUUCAUGCAUAAUGAAGUACUGCAGCUCUUAUUUAUAGGAAUUAUUAUUAAAGUGUCGAUACACAUUCUCAUGAAAUAUGAGAUAAGUUUACCGUACAUAUAUACCAGAAAGUCUCGAAAUUUCGAAAUUUUAAUACAAUUCUUAGUUGUUGUUUAAUUUUUUAUUGGAAGUACAAACUUUUAUUUUAAUUAAUUACUGACUAUGUAAACCAAAAACUAGGUUAUAAAAAUGACUCGCAAACUUUUUAAUGACUACAAACAAUAUAUUUAAUAUCGACAGUUUAUUAUUAAUAUUUAAUUUGAAAAAUGAUAAAAUAUGUGAAAUCUCAGAAUAAGUCAUAUUAGUAUCUAACAAAUAUUUUAAAAGAAAAAUAUUAAAAACUUAUUUGUUUUAAAAAUAAAUUAUUUUUAUGUAUUAUUCAUUCAUAUAUUUCAUAUAUGAAUAAAAUAAUAGUUUAGAAAAUUUGUGUCUAUUGAUUAGAGAGUCGUGCAUGAACUUCCUUAACAGCUCAUGUGAAACCGUUUUAUUCAUGUAGAUAAAAAUAUCUAUAAAAUCAAUUUAUUAAAUCACAGACUUUAUUACAGACUAUGAACACUGCACUGACGCAUAGUAAAUUCAUUGCUAUAGAUUAGAUUAAAAUCUAAUAUGAUAAGAUUUUCAGUAUCUUCGAGUUUGGUAUAGUUUCUUUUAUUAUAUUUUGUUUUGCAAGAGAACAACUAUUACUAUAACUUCUAUUUGCAAAGGCUUUAAUUUUACCGAUGUUUUCGAACUUGUAAAUUACAUGAAGAUGUACUACAAUUAAGCGGAGAAAUAAUUUUAAACUCAUGCGGAUCUAAAUUGUAGCAUUAAUAAUUUGUCACACUUACAAUUGCUUAAAACUGUGAUUUAAAUAGUAGCAGCACCAAUAAAAGUAAGUAGGGCUAUAUGAAACGUUACCUAAAAUUUAAAAAGUUUCUCUGUGACUCUCACUAGUUUUUUUAUGCUUAAUCUAAGCCUUCAUAUGAGUUCUGAGUCCAACACAACCUUCAAGUUAGGAAUACGUAACUAGCGAAUCGCUGGCUAAAUGCGCCCCACAAGGCUUUCCAAUUCAGACCAUGAUAUUGAAGCUUGACUCGCACAAAAAAUUGAUUGAUUAAUGAAUAGAGUCAAUUGUUUUAAUAUAAUAACAUAAAAAAAUAUAUAUUGUUUUAAUACAGAUAUUUAUAUAUUUAUAAGUUGUACAUUUAGUUACAACCCGCGAUGUAAUUUUAAUUUUCAUAUUUGGCCCACCAAAAAAUUUAGUUGCGUUUCCCUGCUCUAGGUGCAAAGGCUUAAGUAUAUAGCCCUCUUUAAGUUUUAAUACAGUUUGUUUCUUAAAUUUUAUGUUCACGAUGUUAGAAAUCGGUCCGAGAUCUUCGUCGAAAUUCCUAGCAUCGUGAAUACUUUAGAUCUAGUACCGCCCCUCCUGACUCUGAUACAGCUUAGGAAAAUUAUAUGUAUGUAGGAUGACGAUUGAGAUCUGUUGAUUAUAAUCAUUUUUGAAGCUACAAAGCCACGCGCCUCACUUGAUUUAAAUAAAUACAAAAUAAAAGAUUUUAUUUGUAAAUUUUACAAAAAGUUAUAUUUGUAUCACACCAUAUCUCUAAGUCAUAUUUAAUAUCUUUAUUAUAUCUUUAUAUUAAUAUUAUAAUAUAUAUCAUAUUAUAUAAUAUAUAUUAUAAUAUAUUAAUUAUGUGCUUUAUAAUAAUUUUAUUGUAGGUUCCUUUAAAAUUGUAUUUCACAGGUUAAAUGUGAAGAGGACUAUAUAUAAUAUAAUUAAGUAUUUUAUAUUUAUUAACAUAAAGUCAUUUAAAUAUUUAUUUUUAACAAAGCUAUUGUUAUAUCUAAUAUUUAUUAUAUAUCUUCUAUUUUUCGUCUCAAUUACUAUUUAUAUUUCUUUCAAUUAUAGAUAUGCUAUGAUUGAAACUAAAUGUACAUAAUUUACAAUGAUAUCAGAGUCUCAAAUAUCUUUAUCUGUCUCUUUGAUGUCAUAUGUGAACGUAACAUUGUAAUUAUAUAUAUUUUAUCUUAGGAUAUAUAUGUAAUAAAUGUAUCAUAAAUUAUAUAUAAA
Molecule: messenger RNA, 4240 nt
Organism: Monomorium pharaonis (pharaoh ant)
Lineage: Eukaryota; Metazoa; Arthropoda; Insecta; Hymenoptera; Formicidae
Product: protein-L-isoaspartate(D-aspartate) O-methyltransferase
Exons: 5
Coding region: 1261-2073 (270 amino acids)
Biological process (GO): protein modification process
Cellular component (GO): cytoplasm
Molecular function (GO): protein-L-isoaspartate (D-aspartate) O-methyltransferase activity
Source: RefSeq, a predicted model, not a curated record